UUAUAAAGCUACUGUUUGGUAGCCCUUAAUGUACGCUGCCAUCCCCUUUCAUGUCACGUUGUUGGCACGGUUCUCCUUAACUUUGUAUUUUUUGCAUAGUUGCUUUUGUUGUGGGAUAUCGAUUUGUUAGUGUUUUCAUGCUAUUUUUAGCAGCUGAAGUGCUUAACGUUUUCUAAGAAAAAGUGCUCGUGCACCGAGAAAUAUAUGCAUGCAAAUGCAUAUAUGUAGGUACAUUUGUGAAUGGUCUACGUUAUGACUAUUUUCUGUGCUUCAACAAUCGAUGUAUCGCAAUGACGGCUAUUGUUCCCUGUUUAUAGCAAGGAUCAAGCCGCUACCACAAGUGACUAUCAAAGCUUUGAAUGUAACUUCCCAUUUGAAUGGAAAUACAGUAGAAUUAGUUGUAAGAAUAUUUGCAUAUUGAUGGACUAAUGUACAUAUUCAAUUUAAGCAUUUUAAUUCAGUUUAAAACAUACUAAAAUAGACCAAAAUGCUUUUAUAUCGGCUUCAGGCAAUAAUUUGGUUAUUUAGUGGAGUCAUUGGUCUUCAUGCAUAUCCAACAAUCAAUUUACCACUUUUAUUCGGUCCUUCCGCAUAUGGUGAAGGCGCUUACAGAUUCAAAAAAAGUGGCUUAGAAAUUCAGUCCGAUGCCGACGUUGUCGAAUUGGAGCAUUUGAAGGACCAUUACGGCAACGAAAAUGCAGAUGCUACUGUGCAAAAUCCAACAUACCCAGAUCGACCCUUCGAGCCCUCUUUCGAAGGCAGAUCUGUAAGUGCAGAACCAAUAAGUGAAUCUCAAGAAUUGGAACGACAGCUGGAGCAAAUGCCAGCUAUUACUACAAAAUUAGAAAAGAGCACGACAACAGAGUUACCACCAGCUCCGGUUGUGCCCGAGAAUCGUGACGAACCGCAGUCACCAGUAGAGGGUAUCGGUAUGCACCGGCCACCCACACUUCAGCAUGACAAUGGUGGCAAAACGUCAACUGACGCUGGUGGUGCUUCAGGUCCCCAACAGGCUGCAGAUAGUGGCACCAUUAUAACUGGUGGUGGCAGUCCACCUGCACCCUCUGCCAUCAAGCCUUUCUAUGGUGCGGCACGUUUGGCAUUUGGUCAAAAUCCGGAAGUGCUUCCAACUACCACAGCUAAAGCAUCUACAUCUACAAAAACAACAAUGUCCGGUAUAUCUACUUCCACUAGUACAACGACAGCAACAACAACAACUACCAGUACCACCACUCAAGCACCCAUCCAAAGCAAUAGCGAUGAAAAACUUAUUACUGCAGGCGAAUCAGAUACACUUCCGCUCGAUGUCGAAACUGUCAACUCAAAUAGGCAAGAAAUUACUGGAACCAUUCCGGCCGAUAAGUUGCCUGAACAAAUCAAAUCAACAGCUCAACGUCGAUCGGUGACCUUAAUGCCACCCCAACAGACUGUUGAGGCUCUGCUAAAGCGUCACAAUGGACAAAUAACACCUUUUGACAUGGCACAGUACGUAUUUUGGACCGGCGAUGAGGCUGGUGUUGCACGUGCCGUUGAAGAGCUAAUCGAUCGGGGAGUGAUGACACGUGAAAAUGCCUUAGCAUUUUUGCGGGAGGUGCGUGUUGGAAUUGAAUACCUACAGCAAUCUUAUACAAAUCGGAUAUUUCCGGAGGCUGGCUUGAAUAUUAACAUCGAUAAGAAAAUGUUCCAACCUCCGCAAACCAAAACUAUAAUACCACCAACCGUUUCGCCAACAAAUGAAAAAAACUUGCUUCCUUACUUACGACUGGAUCGACUAUUGUACUCUAACAAUGAAAAUCCAAUGAAGUCAGUCGAAAAUAUAUCGGUAUGGCAUAAAUUGCAGGCGCUAAGCAAUGAUGGCAAUCAAGAUCUAAAUGAUUAUGAUGAGACCGGUGAAAGAGCUAAAAUAUCACAAUUUCUUUACAAUGAAUACACCUUGGAAGACAUUUUAUAUAAAUUAGCAAAGAUUAUGUUCACACAAUCUUUGUCGCACGGUUCCGACGAAGCCCAGCAUGAGUUGCAGAAACUAACCGACUUUUUGGAGCGUGAAGGAAAUAUUGGUGUUAUACCCAUUGAUUUGCAGAAAAAAGUUUUGCAUAUUUUAUUCCGCGCACUCUCCGAUACUCUAGCGGAACGUCCCGAAUUGUUGUCUGCUGCUAAUGUGAAUCUAGCUAAUCCCUACAAUCGUCUUCCUCUACGCACUUUAGAGCCAUAAAGGCGUUAAAGCAACCAGUGAUUCCAGCAUAGAUGCUAACUUCCAAACAUAUGUAAUUCAUUUGUUCCAACUUAAAACUACAUAAAUACAUAUGUGCUACAAAGUUAUCAAAUGCGAAGGCAACUA
Molecule: messenger RNA, 2338 nt
Organism: Rhagoletis zephyria (snowberry fruit fly)
Lineage: Eukaryota; Metazoa; Arthropoda; Insecta; Diptera; Tephritidae
Source: RefSeq, a predicted model, not a curated record